CAGACGGAAGCCGACUUGGCACAUAAAAAACGUUUUGAGAAAUGGCGGCUGCUGAAGAUAGUAACUGUAUACAGAAUCCCAGCGGUUCAGAGGCUCCGAAAUUGUCGGAUUUACUAGACCGGGGCUGGAAACUGUAUGACGAGGUGGACAGCACGAAUGAAUCGAGCAGCUCAAACGCGGUGCAGGUGAAAGUGAAGCGCGGCAUCAUGCAGCUGGAGGAGGCGACGAGGAUGGUCAGUCAGCUGGACCUGUUCAGUCGUAACGAGGCACUGGAGGAAAUGGCCACAGCUGAUGUGAAGUACCUUCUGUUGCCGGCUCUGCUGGGCGCUCUCACUAUGAAACAGGUGAAUCCCAACAAAAGACUGGAGCAUGUGCAGACAGCCCGUGUCUACUUCAUGGACUUCCUGGAGAGAUGCAAGGAAUAUGAAGUGUGCAGUUUCCAGCUGCCCAGAUCCAAUGAGAACAAAGCGGACACUCCCACUGAGGAGCAGCCAAAUCCAGUUGUCCCAUUGCCAACAUCACAGCCAGACCUUAUUGCCAUGGCAACACAAAGACAAGCCAAAAUAGAGAGGUUUAACCAGCGUAAGGAAACAGAGUCCAAGCUGUGUGAGAUUAGAGGGCUGGUGGAGUCCGGCUCAGCCGAAGAAGACAUGGUGAGAGAUUUUUACCUGCUGCACGUGCGCAGGUGGAUCACACUAGCACUGGAGGAGAUCGACUCCAUUGACCAGGAAAUAGAGAUACUGAAACGGAUGGAGGCUUUCAAGCAGAGCGGGCCUCAGCCAUCUCCACCGAAAAGACCACCCAUGAAGCCUUUUAUCCUGACUAAGGAUGCUGUGCAGGCAAAAGUGUUUGGUGCAGGGUAUCCCAGCCUUGCCACUAUGACCGUUGAUGACUGGUAUGAGCAGCACAGACGACAGGGCUGUUUACCUGAUCAGGGUGUACCCCGCAGCGCAGCUGAUGGUAAUGCAGAGGAGGAUGAGAGAGCAGAAAGAGAGAGAAAGGAAGAGAAUGAUGAUAAAGAGGCAUUGCAGAAGGCACGUGACUGGGAUGAUUGGAAGGACACACAUCGGAGAGGAUAUGGCAACCGCAAGAACAUGGGCUGAUCUCUCUCUCACACUCACACACACACACACACACACACACACACACACACUGUUCCCACAAAUAAACUUCUCCCAAUGCUGCCAAUAUGUGAAAUGGACACAACAGAGAAUGGCACUGUUGUGUUUAAUUAAUUUGGUUACAUGUUUUCUAAACUGAGUUUACGUAUUUGACAUUCUUUUUAUAAGGCUAUUUAAUUCUUAAAUUUUGGUGAGCUGUAAUGAGACCUUAACCCCUAGAGCAUCUAUUGAGAUUGAAAAUAAAGGUGGCUGCGUUAGUCUCUUUGCAUAUCUCUACUUCACUCUUUCCUAUAUUAGUAAACAUUUGUCUUUUCAUGAAUGUUGUUUUGAGUUCAACAUUUGUGCUGUAAAUGAAUCCCGGUUUCAGUAUUUUUGGAUCAUCUAACUGAAGUUUCCCUUAUACUGUCAGUACCUGUUAGCUAUUUUUGUCAGAAUCAGCCCACUCAUAAGAUUGUUGUCACCCAUACAGUUACAGUUAUGUGCUAUUUGAUUUGAAGCUCGUUAAGGUUGCAUGUUAUUUAGCUGUUAGCAAAUACUUGUAAGACUCAAUGUCAUUUUCAGUUUCCAGCAGAGACGAGCAGCUGGAACCAGAAUCAGCACUUGCCUGGACCCUGACACUGGUUAAUGAGGUUCAGAAUGGCUGAAGAAACUGUUUGAAAAUUUGGAACAAAAUGUCUAGACUGCCUUUUUAUUCUUAAAUGUAUUUAUUACAUUAUCUGGAACUUCUCUUGUUCACUCUCUUUGAAAAUAUUUGUAAGGUGAACCCCUGCCUCCUGAGUAAACCUAAAGGAAAGUUA
This is a messenger RNA of Myxocyprinus asiaticus (Chinese sucker), 1918 nucleotides long. RefSeq names its product immunoglobulin-binding protein 1-like. The record is from RefSeq and is a predicted model, not a curated record. Lineage: Eukaryota; Metazoa; Chordata; Actinopteri; Cypriniformes; Catostomidae. The coding region runs from base 42 to 1103 and encodes 353 amino acids. The transcript is spliced from 6 exons. Gene Ontology annotation, cellular component: cytosol. Gene Ontology annotation, molecular function: protein phosphatase 2A binding. Gene Ontology annotation, biological process: regulation of signal transduction; regulation of dephosphorylation.